This is a messenger RNA of Folsomia candida, 1407 nucleotides long. RefSeq names its product lysosomal thioesterase PPT2 homolog (gene Ppt2). The record is from RefSeq and is a predicted model, not a curated record. Gene Ontology annotation, molecular function: thiolester hydrolase activity. Gene Ontology annotation, cellular component: lysosome. NCBI's taxonomy places the organism in Eukaryota, Metazoa, Arthropoda, Collembola, Entomobryomorpha, Isotomidae. The transcript is spliced from 5 exons. Bases 408 to 1307 code for a protein of 299 amino acids.
CGUGGAGUGGAGGACGUGGUGGUUCCAUUGCUUAAUUUUUAAUGGCUUACAAACUUAUACAAGUUGAAGAAAAGAGCAAAGUUCAUAUACAUCUUGUGGAUCUUGUGUUAAAUAUAAUAUGGUGGAACCUGGAUGGAUCACUUGCAUGACAAAUGAUUGUGAGAGAGAGAGGGCUAAAUAUGUGUUCAUUUAAUAUUACACUACUCACUCACUCAUCGUCAUUUUCUCAAUUUAAUUUAAUCCAUGAAGGCUGCUGGGGAUACGUUGUAUUCUAAUUCAAUAGUAAGAAAGAAGAAGUCUGAAUGUAUAAAUAUUGAGUUCAUUCCACCACCGUCAAUAAUUAUGUGAUGAACAAGCUUAAAAUAAUUUUUUUAAUAUAAUAAGAGUUUUUUUUGCACUUUGUUGCAAUGGAUAAUACAAAUAUGAGGAUUUUUACUUUCUACAAAUUGGUCCUGGCAGGAGGGUUACUUUUAGUCUUGAUAAGUAUCAUCGGUCGGGCAACAGCGUACAAACCGGUGGUCAUUUUUCAUGGCAUGUUUGAUCACAAAAACAGCCUUUUCCCCUUGCGGGAUAGGAUAAUCCAGAAACAUAAAGGGACGAAUGUUACCGUGAUUAACAAACUGCAUCGAUGGAGGAGCAUGAUGCCGAUGCCGUUUCAAGUGGCAACUUUCCAGGAGACGAUCCGUGGCAUCAUUAAGGACAAUCCGGGUGGGAUACAUUUAAUCGGAUAUUCGCAAGGUGGACUGAUUGCUCGGGCUGUGCUAGAAUCCAUGCCGGAUCACAAUGUGGACACUUUCAUAUCUUUGAGUGCACCCCAAGGAGGUCAAUACGGAGACCAAUUCCUCAAAUUGUACUUUCCCACCUAUGUGAAAGAGCAUGCAUGGAAAAUCUUUUAUCGGGAAUCUGGACAACACAUUUCCAUCGGAAAUUACUGGAGAGAUCCGAACCAUUUGCAGGAAUAUUACAACCACUCCACCUUCCUUCCUCUAAUUGAUAACGAAAUUACCUCCAAAAAAUCGAAACAAUACAAAAACAACUUUCUGCGGACGAGGAAACUGGUUUUAAUUGGAGGACCAGAUGAUGGUCUUAUUUCACCCUGGGAGUCAAGUCAAUUUGGAUGUUACAAAACUGAAGAUGAAGUCAUGCCCAUGGAAGAACGAGACGUGUACAUGAAUGACCUUUUCGGACUUAAAACACUGGACGAAGCCAACAAAAUAAUCAAGCUCACUGUACCCGGAGUGCACCAUUUGGAAUGGCACAAGACCCUCAAAGUUAUCGAUAACUACAUUUUACCAUUUUUGGACUGACAUUUGAAACAAUAAUGUUAAGUACUUUUCCCUCUUGUACAAACUUAUUUAAAAUUUAAUAAAAUGUUACAGACGUUUAGAAAAAUUGGGGAUAAAAUAA